Molecule: messenger RNA, 4609 nt
Organism: Dicentrarchus labrax (European seabass)
Lineage: Eukaryota; Metazoa; Chordata; Actinopteri; Moronidae
Product: frizzled-7-like
Exons: 1
Coding region: 399-2054 (551 amino acids)
Biological process (GO): non-canonical Wnt signaling pathway; canonical Wnt signaling pathway
Cellular component (GO): plasma membrane
Molecular function (GO): Wnt receptor activity; Wnt-protein binding
Source: RefSeq, a predicted model, not a curated record
GUGAGUGAAGUGUGUGCAGGGGGAGUCCGCAUCAGUCCGCAUCAGUCUGCCUCGGUCCGCAGACCUCGCGGAGGGAGACCAGCUCAAUGACCCAGGUCCAGGUUUUUAUUAACUUUGGGAGUCUGGAGCAGUUUUUGGGAGACACUGAGAGGUUUCUGUGAACAAGCCUGAAGUCCUGAGAGAUCUAACAACUGUUGAUCGGUGGAUCUGAUUUAAUCCUCCGGACUACAGAAGUAUGAAGUCCACCAUCUGUGGAAUAAUGCCGCACUAAAGGGUUCUUACACAGUUCUUAAACGAGAGCAGCUGGACCUUCAGGACUGUUUCAUUCUGGGCUGCAGGAGGUUUUAGAAAGACUCCUCUACUUUGUGGACUUGCUGUGGGGGUCUGUAUCGUCCGUCAUGGUGGCGGGGAGAAGCUGGCGGUGGGUUUGGAUAACCGGCUGCAGUCUGCUCCUCUUCCAGUCGGGAGCCUCUCAGUACGAGAAGGGGAUUUCGGUCCCGGAUCACGGGUUCUGCCAGUCCAUCUCCAUCCCGCUCUGCACAGACAUCGCCUACAACCAGACCAUCAUGCCCAACCUGCUGGGCCACACCAACCAGGAGGACGCCGGGCUGGAGGUGCACCAGUUUUACCCGCUGGUCAAAGUCCAGUGCUCCGUGGACCUGAAGUUCUUCCUGUGUUCCAUGUACGCGCCGGUCUGCACGGUCCUGGAGCAGGCCAUCCCGCCCUGCCGGUCGCUAUGCGAGCGGGCGCGGCAGGGCUGCGAGGCACUCAUGAAUAAGUUCGGUUUCCAGUGGCCGGACAGGCUACGCUGCGAGAACUUUCCCGUCCACGGUGGCGAGGAGAUCUGCGUGGGUCAGAACACCACCGACGCAGACGGCCCCACGUCCGACCCGACCCCCAUCCUCCCCGAGCUGGUCUCCCUGCCGCCGUACAUCCGCCACAACCAGCCCUUCUCCUGCCCGCUGCAGCUCCAGGUGCCCCCCUACCUCAACUACCACUUCCUGGGGGCGAAGGACUGCGGCGCCCCCUGCGAUGUCUCCAAACUCAACGGACUGAUGUAUUUCCGCGAGGAGGAGUUGAAGUUCGGCCGGCUCUGGGUCGGGAUCUGGUCGGUCCUGUGCGGCGUCAGCACCCUCUUCACCGUGCUCACGUACCUGGUGGACAUGAGACGGUUUCGAUACCCGGAGAGGCCGAUCAUCUUCCUGUCAGGGUGCUACUUUAUGGUGGCGGUGGCGUACGGCGCCGGCUUCCUGCUGGAGGACAGAGUCGUGUGCGUGGACAUGUUCAACCAAGAGGGCUACAAGAUGGUGGCCCAGGGCACCAAGAAGGAGGGCUGCACCAUUCUCUUCAUGAUCCUCUACUUCUUCGGCAUGGCAAGCUCCAUCUGGUGGGUGAUCCUGUCCCUCACCUGGUUCCUGUCCGCCGGGAUGAAGUGGGGCCACGAGGCCAUCGAGGCCAACUCGCAGUACUUCCACCUGGCGGCGUGGGCAGUGCCGGCAGUUAAGACCAUCACCAUCCUGGCUAUGGGUCAGGUGGACGGCGACCUGCUCACUGGCGUCUGCUACGUGGGGAUCUACAACGUGAACGCCCUGCGAGGCUUCGUCCUGGCGCCCCUGUUCGUCUACCUCUUCAUCGGCACUUCCUUCCUGCUGGCGGGCUUCGUGUCGCUCUUCCGCAUCCGCACCAUCAUGAAGCACGACGGCACCAAGACGGAGAAGCUGGAGAGGCUGAUGGUGCGAAUCGGCGUAUUCAGCGUGCUGUACACGGUGCCCGCCACCAUCGUCAUUGCCUGCCACUUCUACGAGCAGGGGUUCCGGCCGCAGUGGGAAAGGACAUGGCACAGGCAGACCUGCAAACACUUCGCCGUGCCAUGCCCGGCCGGAAACUUUGCAUCACUGACGCCAGACUUCACCGUGUUCAUGAUCAAGUACCUGAUGACCAUGAUUGUCGGGAUCACGUCCGGAUUCUGGAUCUGGUCUGGGAAGACGCUGCAGUCGUGGCGCCAGUUUUACAAAAGACUGAGCGGCGGCGAGCAGGGCGAGACGGCGGUGUGACGACCACAACCGCCGCCCAGAGACAAUAUGAACACCAACCAGCUGCAGUGUGAGCUUUCCACUCGUCACUCUUUUAAUUUUUUAUUCUUCUUCAUCGACGCAAGUUUCUCUUCAACGGGUCUGAAAACGUUUCCUGCUUCCUUUAGUUUAAUGAACAAAUAAUAACAAUAAUAAUAAUAAAUCUAAAUAUCAUCAUCAAUCAUUAAAAAUGUAAUCCUCAUUCACGUUAAUUAAACCCAACUCAUAAUAAUGAAUGUGCAGUAUUAUAAUUAUAAACUCUGGUAAAUUAAAUAGUUAACGUUUGUAUGAAUAUGAAUUUAAGUUAUUCAGAUAAAUUCUGUCGACAUAUUUUAAAUAAGUUUGGAGAAAAGCUUCAUAUGAGAGUUUAAUUUAAUUUUAAGUUUAAUCAACUUUAAAUUGAUGAGUUACUUGAACUCAAAUCAAUCAUGUUUGUUCCUGCUGGGAUGGAGGACCAUAAAGUUAUUAUAACCCACCGCUAACAGGAGCUAACAGCUAACUGAACACUGUUAAAGGACUACAAACAACGGCUGCUACCACAAAGCUAAAUCAAUCAGUGGGUUAUAAUGUAAACGAUCACAGACCUGUUGGAUCAAUAACUUCCAGCCGGUUUGAUCAGGAAUGUGUUUCUAUGUAAAUACACUCUUCAAAGCAGCAUGUGUCUCUUUUUGUACUUUGUGCAGUUUUUCAGAAUAAAAUGUAAAAAGUUGUGAAAAGUCUGCAGCUACAGUUCAGAUCCUGAAACCUGAUCCUCUCUCUUCCCUUUUGUCCUGAGACCCUCCCCGAGCCUCAGAGCCUGAAACCAGAGCGGUCUGACCUCCUUCCAGGAACACAACGCACAUUUCAGCCUGUUCACUCGUUCGUUUAAUGACACACACACUGAUUCACUGCUGAGGCUCGUUCAUGGAGAAAAGUUGCUCCUAACUUUUCUCCAGUGUGAAAUGAAUCCAGAGGAAGUUGUCUGCUAACUGCUAACAGCUCAUCCACAGAUUUUAAAAGGUACAUUAAUAUUAUAAUGUAGUUAAAGCAGAAGUCUUGUUGGUGGUGUGGCGCCCUCUGGUGGUGAAAACUGUCUGCUGCAGUUUCAGUGUAAAAUCAGUAAAUAUAAUAACUAAUGUAAGUUGUUUAUGUCUAAAAUAAUGAGAAAUAUGUUCACAAAGAUCAUUAUUUAUCAGUGUAAUGAUUAAAAAAAUGAACAGGAACAGGAAACAAAGUUCAGCUGGUUGUUGUUGUGAUCUACAGGAACUAUUGUUAAUUAUUAAACUGAUGAAUGAACCUUUAAAGCUGCUUUACAGAUCGAGGAGCCUCUCAGCAGUUAUAAUAUUAUCAUCAGAACAUCGGAACCAAAUCAAUACAAACUUUAAUAUUCCAGCAGAAAAUAAAUCACAGUAAUCUGAAUUUAAAUAAAGUUUUUAGCUUUAAUUUAACAUAAAGAUAUUUACACAUAAAAUGACCUAUAAAUACAACAUUCACAUUAAUGAUAUUCAGCUUUAUUGAUUCUAAAUGCAGCUCUGAUGUAUCAAUAAUUAAUGAUCAUCAUUAUUAAAUUACUGAUUAUUUAGAGACAUUUUUUUACAUAAAAAGUCAGAUAUAUUUAUUAUUUAAUAAACUGUAAAAAAAAUUAGUUUAAAAUUAAAGUUUAAUACUGUUAAUAAGUUUAUAAAAUGAUGUAAAAUUAGUGACAUUAUCAGUAAAAGUAUUAGUUGUGUAUUUGAAUGGAUUAGUUAGUGAACUGACAGAUAUGUUGUAUAAUGAUGGAAGUUGAAUAAAUGUUGUUUAUCAGUGUAUAAGCAUUGGUAAACUGUCCAAAUACAGUUGUUAUCAGUGUAAACAGCAAUAAUUACUGUAAUCUCACAGAUAAUGACUUUUAUUACAGUUCUAUAACUUUUAACAUUCACAUUAAAAUAAUAAUAAUCCAAUAAUAACAGCACUCUGCUGUAAAUGUAAGUCUGAUUAUUGUAUUAUAGCAGAGUUCACCUGGAUUUAUAGAUCAUUGUAUUUACAGUGUAAAUAUCUGUCAUUAAACAUUAUAAAGACAGAAAGUUAGAGAAAUCUGAGUUUCUGUCAAAUUAAAGUUAAAAAUAGUUUUUAUUAAGUUAUUUUCUGUUAUUUUAGUGCAUUUUCUGGCAUCCAGCUGCUGGAAUAUUAAUAUUUUUUCUUUUGGUUCCUUUAAAUAUUUUCUUAAAACUUUUCUUUUUGUGCUUUUAGGAAUAUUUGAUGUUUUUAUUUUCAAUGUUUGUAUUCUUAUUUAUUUGUUUGUUUAUUAAUCAGUGCUCGAGUUCUUAUUGUCAUUUUAUCGGCCUGGUUUGGUUUUUAUUUGUUAUCUCUAUUCAGCACUUUGGAACAUUGUUAAGAGUUAAAAUAGAGAAUAAAGUUUAUUAUUAUUAUUAUUAUUAUUAUUAUUAUUGAUUACUGAUUGUUUGGCCGAUUGUCUUCUUCUUCUUCUUCUUCUCCUCAACCAUCAAUACAUCUGAUCAAUAAAAAUGAACCAACAUGUUCUUUGUUGAAGAGUUUUACAAUAAAAAGAAACAAACUGG